UUUACAUAUCUCUCAAUUAUGUAUAUAUAAUCUUCAAAAGUGUAACUCGGAUUUACUACUACUACUACUACUACUAAUACUAGCAUUGUUAUUGCUAUAAUUGUUAUUGAUAUCAACAUCCCUAUUACUGUAGAAAUACAAAUGCGACUACAAUUACUAUAAAAAUUACAAAUCGAUCAUUAUGUCUGUUCUGCCGCACCAACAUUUUUCAGUGGUUAUGACAGGAACUAUGCAUCAGUACUGUUUCCUAUUAUGGAUACCGGAAAUAAGUGGAUAUUAUUAUCAUUCUUAAUGCCGUUAAUAACAUUUGAAAUAUAAAAUUUCUUCUAACAACAUUGAUAUAACUUCGCAAUUUGCUCCAGAACUUUGUCUCUAACAAGUGAAACACCAAAUAUUGAAUAUUUUGUAUUAAGGAAUUAAGGAAUACGCAAUAACCGCAAAGUCAACCAACGAUAUAUGAUAUUCGCACAAGGCAUAGUCCGACCGCCUACCCUAUGAUGCCAUAAAGUCGGAUCUCACUAUCAAAAUCUGGUUAAUUUCAUUGAAACUACAUUCGUCAAAGAUAAAAGCAAGAAACCGUCAUGACCCUUUACGCAAUGCUGAUACUCAUCUUAUUUUCUGCAGCCGCUGCGAAGGAAGGUGAUUAUAUGAUAUGUGUGAAUAGAAGCAAACCUUCCAUAACGGAUGAACAACGCUUGUUAUUAGCUUUAAUGGCCGACUACGACAAGGCUACACGUCCUGUGUUUAAUGCCUCGCACCCAGUGAAUGUUUACUUAGGUAUAACCCUCACACAGAUCUUUGAUGUGGACGAACGAAAUCAGGUUUUAACAACCAACAUUUGGUUAGAUCAGUCUUGGAAAGAUGAAAAACUAAUCUGGGAUCCAGCUGAUUACAACAAUUUAUCAGUAUUGCGUAUUCCGUGCAAUAAAUUAUGGCUUCCCGAUAUUGUUCUUUAUAACAGUGCUGACGAUUAUACGCAUGGCUACAUGCAAGCAUUGACCAUGGUCCACAGCGACGGAACAGUGUUCUGGCCACCUAUUGUCAAACUCAGGAGUACCUGUGACAUCAAAAUUACAUAUUUCCCAUUCGAUGACCAGAUCUGUCGAAUGAAACUUGGUUCAUGGGCCUAUGACGGAUUUCAAGUAAAUGUACAUGACAGCGAAAAAGCUAUCGAUCUGGAUAAUUUUGUAUCUAACGGUGAAUGGCUUUUAGUCGAUGUUAAGGUAAAAAAGAAUGUAGUGUACUACGCUUGCUGUGAUGAACCAUUCCCAGAUGUCACUUUCUAUAUCCAUAUGAGACGGCGGACUCUAUAUUAUACAUACAACGUCAUCAUUCCGUGCGUUAUGUUAUCUAUUCUGACACUGAUGGGUUUCUGGAUGAGACCAGACAGUGGAGAAAAAGUUACCCUCGGUUUAACUGUGCUACUUGCCUUUUCAGUAUUCAUGUUACUGAUUGCUGAAAAUAUGCCGGCUACUUCUAAUUUUGUUCCCCUUAUAGGUAUCUAUUUAACAGUUAUUAUGGCUCUGACUUCGUUGUCGGUAAUUUUGGCUGUGAUCGUAUCCAAUAUCAACAACCGAGGAUUCCAUCAGAAAAAGUUACCAUCAUGUGUCCUAACGUUUAUUACUCUCACCUCAAAAUUGGUUUGUUAUAAGUUGGAAUAUAUUCACAAGGUAAAAUAUGAAGAAAUAAAGUCCUCUUCAUUUCAAGUGGUUGUUAAACGAAACAAGAAGAAAUACACUCGGGCACAUCCGAGCGAGUCUGGAUGUAAUCUCAUAGAGUUCGAAAGCAAUGAUCAGACUGCAUAUUCAAGCCGUGUGGUCGAAGACAGCAACUUAACACAUCGAGGCACUCACAGAACUAGGGGCGUGCAGGUAUCUUGCGGAUCAGAGAGUCCGCGUUCUUGGGAAGCCGAAGAGAUACUCGCGAAACUACAGAUUCUGCUCAACAGAGAAGAAGAGAAGCUACACGAACUAGCCUUAAUGAAACAAUGGCAGGAAGUUGCUGAAGUCGUUGACCGCUUGCUGUUCUGGAUGUUUGUGCUUUCCACCUUGUUCUGUUCACUUUCCAUACUUGUCUUCAUACCGAUGACCAAGUCAAAACAAGCGAUUGACAUUGAAGAAUGAAAUACAAAUAUAAUAGGAGGAAAACAUUUAAAUAUAUGUUUGUAUUCAGAAUCAUAUAUAAAGUAAUGAAAGUGUAUAUAUAUAUGUGCAUAUACAUAUAUAUAAAUAUAUGUAUAUAUACAUAUAUUCCUAAAUACAUAUAUGCAUGCAUACAUAUAUUCACCUGUAUAUACACACAUAUAAAUACACCUAUUUGUGUGCACAUAUACGUGUGCCUAUGUUCUUGCACGCACUGACAUAUAAACUUAGCUCAGAAGAACAUUCUUCAAAAUAGAUCGGAUUUAAUCGCCCACAAGACAAAUAUGAAAAGAAAUAAAUCUCUUAAUUGAAACUUAAAGCUACAAACUUUGUUUCUAUGUGACAGACAUGAAAAACAAAGAAUAUACAUACGUAACGAAAUCAUGGAAAAAGCAACCACAAAAAUCAAUAAUAAUAAUGAUGAUGAUAAUGAUGAUGAUGAUGAUUAUAAUCAUAUUACUAUUGCUAUGAAUAUUAUUAUUACCAUUUUUAUUAUCAGAAUUUUGGUAGUAAUAUUGAUGAUGAUGAUGAUGAUGAUGAUGGUGGUGGUGAUAACAUUAUUAUGUUCAUGAUAACGAAGUAUAUUAUGAUUAGCACUUCACAUGAACUAUAUCCUAUUGCAAAAAAAAAACAAAGCCAAAUGUGGUGUGGACAUGUCAAAUUCCAUCAUCGCAU
Messenger RNA from Octopus sinensis (East Asian common octopus), 2816 nucleotides. Its product is annotated as acetylcholine receptor subunit alpha-type acr-16-like. The transcript has 13 exons. NCBI's taxonomy places the organism in Eukaryota, Metazoa, Mollusca, Cephalopoda, Octopoda, Octopodidae. Gene Ontology annotation, cellular component: postsynaptic membrane; neuron projection; synapse. Gene Ontology annotation, biological process: regulation of membrane potential; monoatomic ion transmembrane transport; signal transduction. The record is from RefSeq and is a predicted model, not a curated record. Gene Ontology annotation, molecular function: acetylcholine-gated monoatomic cation-selective channel activity; transmembrane signaling receptor activity. The coding region runs from base 582 to 2123 and encodes 513 amino acids.